UGCCGAUAGUAGUUUCCUCGCAAAUGUUUUGUCGUGUUUGGGUGAACCGAAGUGGACAGAGGUUCAAAAGUAGUGUGAUCUACUUAGUAAAAAAUAUGACCAAGUGUCGAUUAGGCUGAGGUAGUCUAAAGUUAUUUGGAUUUGAACUUAGUUUAACCUCACCCGAAACCAACCCACCAAACCCAGUUUUGGAAGGGGAAAACGCAGGCUGCAGGAAGAGAGUAGAGUGCGAGGGAGGGAACGAAAGACAAAGAAAGGGAGACGGAGAAUGAAAGAGUGAGUGAGAAAGGGGGCACGGGAGAGAGCAGGGCUGCAGGAAGGACGAAGGAGCUUUUGUUUAGGUGUUUAGCUAAACAUUAAAGCGGAUAGGCGUUCGAGGCCAGGCAGCACGCAUUGCUUGAAACUGACUUAUUUGAGCAACUCAGGCAUUUUUUCAGCGAUGGUGGAGAAACCAGAGCCCUAUGGUGCAGAAAAUUGUGAAAGAAAUAGUUGACUCCAGACAACUUGAAUUUAUUGAAAGCUCCGGACACCAACAUUCCUGUUUAUGCCACAAUAUGUUUAUGAUCCAUCAAUGGCGUGAUUCGAUAAAUGGAGAUAGCAUUGGUGGUGCAUGGCAAAUCGAUUUAUCUACACUUUCUGUCGCCUCUCCUUCCUCCUUCACCGGCCUCCUUCUUCCUUGCCAAGGGUUGUCCUUCAACAUUCACCGGUCACUCCUUUCUACUCGUUCUAUCCACGGAAAAUUUCAUUGGGCUUUAGUCCUAUGAGCUACAGUUCGGUUAAUGUGGUGCUUACUGAAGGGACACCGAAGUUUGUAGUGCAAGAAGCUGAGAUACCCAAGAAGGAGAAAUGGAGGACAAAGAAGAGGUUGAAAAUGCAAAGAAUGAGGGAAAAGAGGAAGAGAAAGUUGGCUAGCAAGACAGACCCACGUCGACUCACAAUCAAAGGAAAGAAGCAGAGGUUUCCAAAUGCGGAAGCAAGAAUCAGAUACAAAAUAGAGAAGGCCAAACUCAAGGAGGCCAUGCUCAUUGAGAAGUUGAAAAAAUAUGAUGUGCCUAAGCUUGAAGGACCAACAGCGGAACCUGAAAAACUAACUGGCGAGGAGUGUUUUUAUUUGAAGAAAAUGGCUCAAAAACAGUCCAAUUAUGUCCAAGUUGGUAGGAGAGGUGUGUUUGGUGGGGUCAUUCUUAACAUGCAUUUACAUUGGAAGAAGCAUGAAACCUGUAAGGUCAUCUGUAAACCAUGCAAACCUGGUCAGAUACUUUCAUAUGCAGAAGAGAUAGCCAGAUUAAGUGGUGGUAUAGCAAUCCAAAUUAUUGGAAAUGAUACAAUUGUAUUUUAUCGUGGGAAGAAUUAUUGCCAACCAGAGGUUAUGUCACCUAUCGACACACUUUCGAAGAAAAAGGCAUUGGAAAAAUCAAAGUACGAGCAAUCCCUCGAAUCAGUACGACGCUUUAUUGCCAUCUCGGAGAAAGAGCUAGAACUUUAUUAUCGACAUGUUGCACUUUAUGGCAAUCCCUCUUGCCGUGAUUCCAUCUCUAGAUAUGUGCUCCAAAAUAACUGCAAUGGACGAGAGAGUCUUCAAUGUUCUAACGCUAGAACAGUUAAGUCAAUGGGUGACAUUAGAUGUGGACACUCAGACAGAGAAACCGAUGCGGAAGUUGAAGAUUCAUAGGUUUUAUGAAUAAAAAGUUCCCUGGAUAUUGUUUCUCUCAACCUUUCAAAUUUAUUUGAUUAAGAGCCCUUAUUUAAUUAUCUUUGCACUCUUUGGCUUUUAUUGAACAAUAUGUUGAUUCAGUGACAUCUAAAUUAUUUAUGGAUCAGGUAAAGUUGAUUGAAAAUUUUAACUCUCUAA
Nymphaea colorata (pocket water lily) is the source of this 1852-nucleotide messenger RNA. Its product is annotated as CRM-domain containing factor CFM9, mitochondrial. NCBI's taxonomy places the organism in Eukaryota, Viridiplantae, Streptophyta, Magnoliopsida, Nymphaeales, Nymphaeaceae. Gene Ontology annotation, molecular function: RNA binding. The transcript is spliced from 6 exons. The record is from RefSeq and is a predicted model, not a curated record. Bases 611 to 1672 code for a protein of 353 amino acids.